GAUAAAUGGCACAUGUUUCUUAUACUCUAAAUAGUAACUUGUAACUUUUAACUUGUGCCUGUGAUAUAACAAAUUUAAAAUGAGAUUAGAGAUUCUGUUUUUUAUUACUUUACCGACUGUUACAGUUGUAAAUAGUGUGUGUGUAGGAUAUCAGACUUACAAAUGUUCACAGACGUCUUCUGAAUACUAUAACUACAGUCGGGCAUGUGGAACAUUCGGGUGGAAGAGAUGUCGAGGACAAAAGAGACGUUAUUACAAGACUUAUAAAACAUGUACACGACAAUGUCCAUCAGUUGAUGGUUAUUGGAGCUCUUGGUCAAGUUGGAGAGGUUGGUCAACAUGUACGAAGAAUUGUGGAACUGGUGGACAAGUAAGGACAAGAACAAGAUCUUGUACCAAUCCAAGGCCACUUAAUGGCGGACAACAUUGUUAUGGACUUACCACUGGAACAGAAAGUAGACAGUGCAACACCAAUCCAUGUCCAGUUGACGGUAAAUGGAGUUCCUGGUCAAGUUGGAGAGGUUGGUCAACAUGUACGAAGAAUUGUGGAACUGGUAAUCAGGUUAAGACAAGAACAAGAUCUUGUACAAACCCAAGGCCACUAUAUGGUGGAAAUCGAUGUCCUGGACUCACCACAGCAGUAGCAAAUAGACAGUGCAACGCAAAUCUAUGUCCAAUUGAUGGCGGUUGGUCUUCAUUCGGAAGUUGGAGUCCUUGGUCCUCAUGUAAUGUCACAUGCGGUGGUGGAACCAAUUCUAGAAGCAAAAAUAGGACAUGUACAAAUCCAGAACCAAAAUAUGGCGGACAAUCGUGUAAUGGAAGUACUGACGAGACAUCUGCAGUCUUGUGCAAUCCUAUGGCAUGUCCAAUUGAUGGCGAUUGGUCUUCAUUCGGAAGUUGGAGUCCUUGGUCAUUAUGUAAUGUCACCUGCGGUGGUGGAACCAAAUCUAGAAGCAAAAAUAGGACAUGUACAAAUCCAGAACCAAAAUAUGGCGGACAAUCGUGUGAAGGAAGUAAAACCGAGACAUCUGCAGUCUUGUGCAAAUCUAUGGCAUGUCCAAUUGAUGGCGAUUGGUCUUCAUUCGGAAGUUGGAAUCCUUGGUCAUCAUGUAAUGUCACAUGCGGUGGUGGUACCAAAUCCAGAAGCAAAAAUAGGACAUGUACAAAUCCAGAACCAAAAUAUGGUGGACAAUCGUGUAAAGGAAGUACAACCGAGACGUCUGCAGUCCUGUGCAAUGCCAUGGCAUGUCCAAUUGACGGCGGGUGGUCAUCCUACGAUGUAUGGAGUUCUUGGUCUGUAUGUAGUGUAACUUGUGGUGGAGGUGUAAAGUCAAGAAGUAGAAAUAGGACAUGCUCAAACCCUGUACCAAAAUAUGGCGGGAAACAGUGCAUCGGAAAUGAAGUGGAAAAUGUUACUUCUUACUGCAACAUGUCACCUUGUCCAAUUGACGGUGGGUGGUCAUCCUACGAUGAAUGGAGUUCUUGGUCUGUAUGUAGUGUAACUUGUGGUGGAGGUGUAAAGUCAAGAAGUAGAAAUAGGACAUGCUCAAACCCUGUACCAAAAUAUGGCGGGAAACAGUGCAUCGGAAAUGAAGUGGAAAAUGUUACUUCUGACUGCAACAUGUCACCUUGUCCAAUUGACGGUGGUUGGUCAUCCUACGAUGUAUGGAGUUCUUGGUCUGUAUGUAGUGUAACUUGUGGUGGAGGUGUAACGUCAAGAAGUAGAAAUAGGACAUGCUCAAACCCUGUACCAAAAUAUGGCGGGAAACAGUGCAUCGGAAAUGAAGUGGAAAAUGUUACUUCUGACUGCAACAUUUCGCCUUGUCCAAUUGACGGUGGGUGGUCAUCCUACGAUGAAUGGAGUUCUUGGUCCGUAUGUAGUGAAACUUGUGGUGGAGGUGUAAAGUCCAGAAGUAGAAAUAGGACAUGCUCAAAGCCUGUACCAAAAUAUGGCGGGAAACAGUGCAUCGGAAAUGAAGUGGAAAAUGUUACUUCUGACUGCAACAUGUCACCUUGUCCAAUUAACGGUGGGUGGUCAUCCUACGAUGUAUGGAGUUGUUGGUCCGUAUGUAGUGUAUCUUGUGGUGGAGGUGUAAAGUCAAGAAGUAGAAAUAGGUCGUGUUCCAAUCCUGUACCAAAAUAUGGCGGAAACCAGUGCACUGAAAAUGAAGUGGAAAAUGAUACUUCUGACUGCAACACGUUACCUUGUCCAAUUGAUGGUGGGUGGUCAUCCUACGGAACAUGGAGUUCGUGGUCUGUAUGUAGUGUAACUUGUGGUGGUGGUAAAAAGUCCAGAAGCAGAAGUAGGACAUGUUCAAAUCCUGUACCAAACUAUGGUGGAAAACAGUGCAAUGGAAAUGCUCUAGAAAAUACUUCUUCUGACUGCAAUACAUAUCAUUGUGAAAUUGAUGGUGGAUGGUCGUCCUUUGGAAUUUGGAGUUCUUGGUCGGUAUGUAGUGUAGGUUGUGGUGGUGGUGAAAAGUCAAGAAAUAGGAACAGGAAGUGUUCAAACCCAUUACCAAAAUAUGGCGGGAAACAGUGCAUCGGAAAUUCCAUGGAAAAUACUUCUUCUCACUGCAACUUGUUACCUUGUCCAAUUGAUGGUGAGUGGUCAUCAUUUGGAAUUUGGAGUUCUUGGUUCUCGUGUAGUUUCACGUGUGGUGGUGGUGAAAAGAUCAGAAUAAGGAAUAGAACGUGUUCCAAUCCUGUACCAAAUCAUGGUGGAAAGCAGUGCACCGGAAAUGAAACGGAACAUACAACAUCUGACUGCAACACAUUGUAUUGCCCAAUUGACGGCGGAUGGUCGUCCUAUGGAAACUGGAGUUCAUGGUCGUUAUGUAAUGUAACUUGUGGUAGUGGUAAAAAGUCCAGAAUCAGGAAUAGAACCUGCACAAAUCCGGUACCAAAAUAUGACGGAAAACAAUGUAUUGGAAAUGCAGUGCAAAAUAUAACCACUGAUUGUAAUACAUUACUUUGUCCAAUAAACGGUGGAUGGUCACAAUACACUGUAUGGAGUCGAUGGGGAAAUUGUUCAAGAGAAUGUGAUGGAGGAUUGAAAUACAGAACCAGAUCAAGAUCCUGUACAAAUCCAAAGCCAAAGUUUGAUGGUUUGGAAUGUACUGGGAAUACGACCGACGAAGAAGGCGGAGUUUGUAAUACUCAUCAUUGUCCAUUGGAUGGUAAUUGGACCGACUAUAGUGCGUGGUCGUCAUGGGAUACAUGUAAUGUCACGUGUGGUGGAGGAUUCUUUAGUCGAUAUAGAAACAGAACAUGUGAAAAUCCAGAACCUAUGUUUGGUGGAAUGAAUUGUUCGGGAGAUGAUAUAGACCAACAAAAAGGAACUUGUAACAAACAACGAUGUAAAGCAACAGAGAUUACAGAUGUGCCAAAGAUACUAUUAUCAGAGAUAUUUAAGAAAGCUCUUUACUAUGGUAUAAUACCAGGGGCGUUUCUGAUACUGUGUGUUGUAAUUGUUUGUGUGAUUGUUAGGAAGAGGAGGAGAAGUUCAAUAUCAUUAAAGACAUAUAACUUCCAGAAUACCACAUACAUGACGCCAGGUAAAGAUGAUGCAAUUUGUAAAGAUACAGAAUUGACAUGUAAUUUGGAAGACAAACAAAUUACAGAUGAAAAGGAAGAGGAAGAGGAACGAUAUACAGACAUGGACAAUACGCUGAUUUGCAGUGCUAAUACAGAUAUUGAUCACUAUGACUAUGCUAGGGAGGACGAAGACCAUUACGAUACAUAUGUCGAUGAGAUCGAUCACUAUGAAAAAUGUAGCAACGUUAAUCGAGAGUCGCUGAACGAAAGUUGUACGCAGAAUGCAUCAAGUGAAUUUCAUACGUUUAAAAACUUUUGAAUAGCCUGUAUUCGCGUGUCGUUUUUGCUUUCAUCAUUGUGUUGAUCAGUAUAGUAUGAUAUUUUGAUAAUCUUGCUUUAAAUGUUAUAAGUUUAUGUAUAUACCUUUCACUUUCUUGAUAAUAUACUUUGUUUGACCCUAUUUGGAACAAAGAGAAUAUGGCCUGUUUUGUACUCGCUUACUUUUUUUGAAACGUAUACGUACAAUAAUGUAUGAAUUAUGUUGUGUUACUUUAUAGAUAAAUGUAUAUACCUUUUUGUUUAACAAAAACAUUGCAUGAGAGAACAUGCAGCCCAAAUUGACAUUAGGUUUAAUUGCCGUCUAAGUUGGAUUAUUUUUUUAAGUAGAGCUUUUAUUGCGAUUGCUUGGCGGUCAGUUUGAGCUUAAAAAUAUAAUAUAUUCGUUGAGUAUUCGAGGUUUCUAGUCAGUACUUUGUUCAUUGAAACGGUUAUUUAUAAAUAAUACACAUCAACUUUCAAUAAAACUUCUGACUUUCA
Mytilus trossulus (common blue mussel) is the source of this 4353-nucleotide messenger RNA. RefSeq names its product A disintegrin and metalloproteinase with thrombospondin motifs adt-1-like. The record is from RefSeq and is a predicted model, not a curated record. The transcript is spliced from 22 exons. Lineage: Eukaryota; Metazoa; Mollusca; Bivalvia; Mytilida; Mytilidae. Bases 80 to 3856 code for a protein of 1258 amino acids.